This is a messenger RNA of Ichthyophthirius multifiliis, 216 nucleotides long. RefSeq lists its product as hypothetical. The transcript has a single exon. The record is from RefSeq and is a predicted model, not a curated record. NCBI's taxonomy places the organism in Eukaryota, Ciliophora, Oligohymenophorea, Hymenostomatida. Gene Ontology annotation, biological process: protein folding. Gene Ontology annotation, molecular function: adenyl-nucleotide exchange factor activity; protein-folding chaperone binding; protein homodimerization activity.
AUGACAUAUAAAAUUUUUGAAAAGAUUUUAGAAAAAAAUGGAGUUAUUAAGAUCAGUCCUAAUAAAGGAGAAGAUUUUAAUAAAAAUGAUCAUGAAAGUUCUGAAAAUAUAAGAGUAAAUGAAAAUUCGAAAGUAGCUGAAGUUGUUUAAACUGGUUAUAAAGUUAAUAAUAAAGUUUUAAGAUAAGCUAAAGUUGUUUUGGAUAAAUGUUAAUGA